AUGGAGGAUGUGACCGUGGAUGUUGGCAAGCCUCUGAAUGCCAAAAAUCUGAAAAGCAUGGGGGUCAUUGACAGAGUCUUAGUUAGGCCAACUCUUGACACAUCCUACGAAGCUCUGAAGGAUCAAAGGAAGAUACCCAAUGGGAUGUAUCUCUUCUCAAAGAUAGAUCCUCCAAAGGUCAUUGCUUACUAUCUUCAAGAUCUGGCAUCUCAAGGAGUGAACAUCUUUGAGUUCUCCGUGGACUGGCUUCCAGAGCAGCCACCCAACUUCAUGAAGAGGAAGAGAGGGCCUCCUGAAAAGUCUAAAAAGAAGAAGACUCUGAAGUUGAGAGAACCUUUUGUAACCAGAUCGGUUGUGCCUCUAGACUCCUCUGCAUCAAGUAAGUCAUAUCCCUCUAAAGCUCCUUUAAAUUAUAAUUUAAAUCAAAUAUCUUCCUAUCUACCUCAACCACUCCCCACUUACUCUCCCUCUGAACCCACCAUAUCCAUUCAAACUCCCUCUAAACCCCAUAUCUCUGACACUAACACACCCUCUGCACAUGUACAAAAAUUCAACCUAGAAACAAUAACACUCCCCUUAUCUGAAGUUAGGUAUCUAAAUGAAUCCAUUUCACCUCCUUCAUCCACUCCCUCGUCUCCUAUAUACUAUGAAAUCUCUUCUGACUCUGAACAGACAGAAAUCCAUGACCAUUCCUCUCCAACUUUGGCCCAACUCCAAGCCAUAGCACACUCUGAACAACCUUCAUCUCCACCUUCUAAACCUCCAACUGAACCACCUUCUGAACCUCCCAUUGAACCAUCUAAAACCAUUCACACUCCAUCUGAACCAAUUAAUCCAACAUUUGAACCUGAACCAACCCUGAAAGAGUCAUUUUCUUUACUUUUAGAAUCUUCAGCUGUUAAGCUCAGAACACUGUCUAAACAAUCCAACCUAAGUGAUAAUCCUUUGGAAGUAAGGACUCGCUGGAAUGGAUUUCUCAGAUGGAUGACAUCUGAGGUCUUCAAGCUGAAAGGACUCUCUAAAUAA
Molecule: messenger RNA, 1026 nt
Organism: Lathyrus oleraceus (garden pea)
Lineage: Eukaryota; Viridiplantae; Streptophyta; Magnoliopsida; Fabales; Fabaceae
Exons: 1
Coding region: 1-1026 (341 amino acids)
Source: RefSeq, a predicted model, not a curated record